UAAGCUCGUUCAGAAACAUUCCAUUCUUUGCUACUUUACGUAUGUACGUUCUAAUUCACAUUCAACCGGUGGUAGGUAGGCGAUUGAUUGACGAUAAGGAAGCUGUGAAUCUGUGACCCUUCCACUUUCCGCCAUGGUUCGAGCUUGGUUCAUGGACAACGAGUCCACCGAUCAGCGGUUGGAACAUCAUCUCAGCCCGCCGGAGUUCCUGACGUUGGAGGAACUCUUCAGCAGUACUGGAGUAGAGUAUUUCAAGAUAAACGUCCCGACAUACGAUUCGGACGGUGUGCUGGAAGGCAUUCGCAAGAAACGAGGCUACAGCUAUGAGGACGAAAUCACUUGCUCCGAGAAGUGCCUUCCCGAUUACGAAAACAAGCUGAAGAGUUUCUUUACCGAGCAUCUGCAUACUGACGAAGAGAUUCGGUUUGUUUUGGAUGGUUCCGGGUAUUUUGAUGUUCGCAAUGGAAAGGACGAUCGUUGGAUUCGCAUCGAAGUUACGGCCGGGGACAUGAUCGUCAUUCCUGCUGGUAUCUACCAUCGGUUCACGUUGGAUGUUAAGAAUUACAUUCGUGCCAAGCGGUACUUUGUUGGUGAACCUAUCUGGUUGCCAUACAAUCGCCCAUGUGACGAUAUGCAAUGCCGUAAGGAUUAUCUGCAGAGGCUGGAGGUGGGAUUCAGCUCUUGAAGGCGGAUGGUUUUGAAAUUUUGAACAACUAUAAUAUUAAAGUGAUUUGUUGAAUGUGCCUUCGAAAGUAUAUGUUAUUCAUCUCAA
Aedes albopictus (Asian tiger mosquito) is the source of this 772-nucleotide messenger RNA. RefSeq names its product acireductone dioxygenase (gene Adi1). NCBI's taxonomy places the organism in Eukaryota, Metazoa, Arthropoda, Insecta, Diptera, Culicidae. Gene Ontology annotation, molecular function: acireductone dioxygenase [iron(II)-requiring] activity. The coding region runs from base 134 to 685 and encodes 183 amino acids. The transcript has 4 exons. The record is from RefSeq and is a predicted model, not a curated record.